AUGGGCAACUGCCAUGCAACAAAGGCGAAGAAUCCUAUCGUUACUACCGGGUCUUACCAUGACCCAACCCUAUUUCAGUCUUCUACCACUGAGAGGCCGACCACAACCCAACGACCACGACAACAGUCAAUAAACCAUAAAAAAGACGAUGGACCAAAUGAGCAAAAUGUUAAACCUGUGAACAAUGAGGGCUAUUUGGAAUGGAAGGCGAAUAAAUAUAUGAAAUUAGAAGAGGACAAAGUGGAUGUGACCAGCACAGAAUCGCACCAGAAUGAUGGAUUUGUACGUUUUGUCAAGUCGGGUGGAUUGAUGGGUGAUCUGAUUGAGUCCAAUAAGCCUCCACCUGGUUGGAAUGACAUGCUUCGUAAAAGGUAUCCGGUCUGUUGCAAGCCUGUAAAAACCAAAGACGGGAGCCUUUUGUACCAAGCCACUAUUCAUAUCAACGACGAAGAACUUACCACAAAACGGCAUUUUCUCGCCUUUUUCCAAAUCAGACCACAUCUGUUGGAUCCGCAUGAGUUUAUCGACUGGUGUAAACAAAAUCACAUGUACAACACAGUCCUAGACUAUAUCGCACUGUACGCAGCUUCCCGACUUCAUGGUCCCGGUAGUAUGUGCCUACGCGGCUUACCCAAAGAACCGAAUGCUGUGAAGGUGAUGAUGACCGAUCGAUUUGUAUUACCCACCGGUGUUUUUCGCGCAGUCAUUUUCUAUGCUAGAACAGAACAAGCAGUGAGGAGAAUGGUUAAUAUCUACCUAAAGCGUCUACCACCGUCGGCCGCUCGGAGUGUAAGAUGCGGUUUCCCCGAGGAGUUGGUCAUCGACAGUAAGCUGGCGCGAGUGGCAACACAAGAUGGUUAUUAA
This is a messenger RNA of Opisthorchis viverrini, 864 nucleotides long. RefSeq lists its product as hypothetical. Lineage: Eukaryota; Metazoa; Platyhelminthes; Trematoda; Opisthorchiida; Opisthorchiidae. The transcript has a single exon. The record is from RefSeq and is a predicted model, not a curated record. The coding region runs from base 1 to 864 and encodes 287 amino acids.